Mesorhabditis belari is the source of this 1077-nucleotide messenger RNA. The record is from the annotation of a GenBank genome assembly. NCBI's taxonomy places the organism in Eukaryota, Metazoa, Nematoda, Chromadorea, Rhabditida, Rhabditidae.
AUGAUGACAAUCGACAAGGGUCGCAUGAAUAUGGGUUCGCAGAAUAGCGGUCUUGAUGUCUGUGUCGAUUUGAGUGGUACUCACGAAGUAUCGACUGGAGUAUUCUACAAUUGGAAUGGUUUACCCAUUCCUUCAAUAAGCAACGAUGUACAGAAGGAUUUUGUCGCUACCUCAAUGUUUCUGGAAGCUCUUCUUGCUUUACUUUUGAACAUUUUUUGUGCAACAACGAUUUUCCGGAAUUCCCGACUCUCAAAAGCUGUCAAAUGCUAUCUUUUAUUUGAUUGUUAUUGUCGACUUAAUGAAGCAUUUACAUUCAUUUAUCAAGCACAUUGUGUGUUGACAUGGACCUGUGUAAACCCGAUUGGAUCUCCCAUAUCUGGUUUAAUGAUCAAUCGACUUGUUACUUCCUUUCAUCUUGGAAUGCUUUAUUCUAUGCAAAUGUUGGGGCACGGACUUUGUCUAAAUCGGCUGUUCGCCGUAUUCUUCAAUGGAAUUUUCUACAAGCAAGUUGAAAGAAUUGCUCUCCCACACAGCGUUAUUCUAUGGGCUUUACCGAUUGGUGUUUAUCUCUAUCAGAUUGGAGAUCUGGUAAAUCCGGAUGGGUUCCGGUGCUAUGGUUGUUGGUUUUUCACUCCAUUAGAGUUCUGUAACACUUGCAUGGUUACGUGGAAUGAAACUGUUUAUUUUCUCACAAAACGUUUUGAUUAUAUUAUGUACGGAAUUUUGGUCACAACGGUUAUCCUUGAUGUACUGACUUUGUGGAAAGUUCGGAGAAUUAAAAAGUCUUCUCAAUCAAAGCAACGGGCUGAUGUCCGAUUAUCAAUUAUGCUUGUUACCACCCAUUUGAUCACAAUCUGCUUUCUACUUGGGAACUAUAUUACAAACUGUGUUUUCACCGCAGAAUCCCCGAUUUUCUAUUAUUUGAUUCUAAAAGUUUCACCAUUCAUUGUUCAUUGCAUUCUGGGAUGUGUCGUCAUCUUUUUCAACCUGCAAUCCAAACCUCAAAAAGUCCUUCGUCCAUCGAGUCUUACCGUUUCGAACAAAAAAGGAUCGGCAAUUAAACGCUCUCUGUCCAAA